CACAAGAGAGAGAGCGCGCGCGCGAGCCCCGAAGCGAGCGACAUGUCCCUGUGGGGAGCAGUGCCUCUGCACCCCCGAGUGAGGAGGACGCAGGGGUCAGAGGCGGCUGCAGGGCGGGCAGAGGAGGGACCUGUGCAGGGGGGUGAGCUGGUGGCCUGGCAGCAGUCAGGAAGGGAGGCCGGCUGGUGACCGGAGAGCCCCGAGGCGCCUGGGGGCCGUGUGGAGAGCCCGGAAGAUUGCAGCCAUGCCUCACAGCUCCGACAGCAGCGACUCCAGCUUCAGCCGCUCUCCGCCCCCGGGCAAACAGGACCCAUCCGAUGAUGUGAGAAAAGUUCAGAGAAGGGAGAAAAAUCGCAUUGCUGCCCAGAAGAGCCGACAGAGGCAGACACAGAAAGCCGACACCUUGCACUUGGAAUUCAGAAGUGGACAGACCAGGGCUACUGCAAGAAUGUCAUCAAAGAACCAGGCUACUUCUCUGUGUGUGCAGGAGAGUGAAGAUCUAGAGAAACAGAAUGCUGCUCUGCGCAAGGAGAUCAAGCAGCUCACAGAAGAGAUGAAGUAUUUCACGUCGGUGCUGAGCAGCCAUGAGCCCCUGUGUUCGGUGCUGGCUGCCAGCACGCCCUCGCCCCCCGACGUGGUGUACAGCGCCCACGCCUUCCACCAGCCUCACGUCAGCUCGCCUCGCUUCCAGCCCUGACUUUCCAGAGGUGGGGUGGUGGGGGAUGGAGCCCCCUGCCCCCAGCUGCCCUGGCAGGCCUCAGGAGGGGCACACAGACUGUGGCCAGGCUGCCCUCGGCCCUCAGGGCCCCCUCUCCAUCCGGAGACCCGGAGGCAGAGGCCUGGACAAGGAUUGAGCACAAGACUGGAGCAGCUGGGAGUGUGAGAGGCCACCCAGCGGCGUGGCCGCCUGUCAGGGUGUGCUGAGCCCCCAUGUGGAUGGGAGGCCCAAUCCAGAGUUCAAUCAAACAUGAUGCCCAAGUCCCACGGUAUAGAGGGAGGAGGGCGGGGUGGGGUUAUUUUUCUAAAUAAAUUUCUUAAAAGAAA
This is a messenger RNA of Zalophus californianus (California sea lion), 1044 nucleotides long. RefSeq names its product basic leucine zipper ATF-like transcription factor (gene BATF). The record is from RefSeq and is a predicted model, not a curated record. Gene Ontology annotation, cellular component: nucleus. The coding region runs from base 245 to 697 and encodes 150 amino acids. The transcript has 4 exons. Gene Ontology annotation, biological process: regulation of transcription by RNA polymerase II. NCBI's taxonomy places the organism in Eukaryota, Metazoa, Chordata, Mammalia, Carnivora, Otariidae. Gene Ontology annotation, molecular function: RNA polymerase II cis-regulatory region sequence-specific DNA binding; DNA-binding transcription factor activity, RNA polymerase II-specific.